AAAAAACCCAAAAUUACCCGUCCUACCGAUAUAUUUCGUAUCCUUGAGAUCCCGCAAAAUGAUAGUGGUAUGCCAACAUAUAGAUCAACCAAUAAAUAUGUGCCGUAUAAAAGUGGCCACUAUGCUGGCAAAACAUACAUAUACGUGGAAAACGACGACGACACGGACAACUACGUGGUUAUAUCUGAUACCACGGACGUGACUUCGUCAUCCGAAAGUGAGUAUGAAGAAAUAGAUAUGUAUAUGCCGCGUAGUCCUAAAUACAAAACGUUGAUCGAAGUGGUACUAAAACCAAACAGUAAAACACAUGAUGCAGAAAAUACACAUAUAGAUAAUAUAGUGGAUACUACUCAUAUGCCCACCAAUACACUUACAGAUGAAAAAUGGAAUCGAUUGAAAAACAAAUUUCUAUCGCAAUAUUUAGAACAUAUUGGACCUGAUGUAUCAUUAAAUAAUGAGCUACAAAAUGAUGAUAUGUCAAAGGAUACACACCCUAAUACUGUGGAUGUUAAUAAUGUUG
This is a messenger RNA of Plasmodium gaboni, 520 nucleotides long. Its product is annotated as putative EMP1-like protein. NCBI's taxonomy places the organism in Eukaryota, Apicomplexa, Aconoidasida, Haemosporida, Plasmodiidae. The record is from RefSeq and is a predicted model, not a curated record. The transcript has a single exon. The annotation marks the transcript as partial.